CUCGUGUGCAGAACUGAGUUUAGCCAAGUUAGCUAGAGCAAUUUGUUUCAACUCUGAAUCCAAGUUCCAAUCCUCCUUUCCGUAGUUUAGAUGAAGUGAGCGUAUAUAUUAUCCAAUCGUUUGUCAAAAAACAAAUGGCAGUCAUCUGUCCACACAUCACAGAGAUCGCACAAUUAAGAUGUGUUUUUCAGUUCAUCUCACUUGCUUACAUCCUCAGAAACACCAAUAGAGAGAGAGAGAGAGAGAGAGAGAGAGAGAGAGAGAGAGAGAGAGAUAUGGAGGACAAAGCCUCAAACCCUCAUGCAAUCAUGGUGCCUCUUCCUCUCCAAGGCCAUGUAACCCCAUUGACACAUCUGGCCACGAAGCUUGCUUCACAGGGCUUCACCAUCACUUUUGUCAACACCCAAUAUAUCCACCACCACAUACUCAAGUCACAACCCAACGACAACACAGAAGACGAUAUCUUUGCCACGGCGCGUAAAUCUGGUCUAGACAUACGGUACACAACAGUGAGUGAUGGAUUUCCACUAGCUUUCAACCGAAUCCAGAACCUCGACCAAUCUCUUGAGGGUGCUUUGCAUGUCUUCCCUGCCCAUGUGGAUGAACUUGUUGGAAAUUUAGUCCAAUCUGACCCCUCAAUCACUUGUUUGAUUGUUGAUACUUUCCAAUCAUGGUCAGCAACCAUAGCCAAUAAGUACAACCUUAUCCAUAUUUCCUUCUGGACUGAACCAGCUCUAGUGUUCAACAUCUACUAUCACUUGGACCUUCUGCAAAAGAAUGGUCAUUUCGGUUCUCAUGAUAAUCGCGAGGACAUCAUUGAUUACAUACCUGGCGUGAAAGCUAUUGAACCAAAGGACUUGAUGUCACACAUCCAAUCAACAGAUUUAUUUUGCCCAAUGCUCCGAACGUUUUACAAGUCAUUUCGUGAAGUGAAAAAGGCAGAUUUUAUUUUGUGUAAUACAGUGCAAGAACUUGAAUUUGAGUCCCUUUCUGCCUUGCAAGCUAAGCAACCAACAUAUCCAAUUGGCCCUGUCUUCCCCGAUAAUCUCACCAAGAAUAUCGUGGCUACCAACCUGAUGCCAGAAUUUGACUGCAUCCAUUGGCUCCACGAGAAGCCUCAUGGUUCGGUUUUGUUCAUUUCAUUUGGAAGCUAUGCUCAAGUUACAAAAGAUGAUUUUGAGGAAAUAGCUCAUGGGCUUUUGCUUAGUAAAGUGAAUUUCAUCUGGGUACUUCGUUCCGACACUACAGGUUAUGAUGAAACGUAUAUUCUACCAGUCGGAUUUGAAGAUGAGAUUAAAGAUAGAGGGUUGAUGGUGCCAUGGUGCUCUCAGAUUGAGGUGCUUUCACAUCCAGCAGUAGGAGGGUUCUUAACGCAUUGUGGAUGGAAUUCUAUACUGGAAAGUAUGCGGUGUGGUGUUCCCAUGCUAUGUUUUCCUCUAGUGGCUGACCAAAUCACUAAUAGGAAACUAGUAGUUGAUGAUUGGGGCAUUGGACUCAAUCUUUGUGAUCGGGUUAAACCAGUUAGAAGGGUGGAGGUAGCAGAGAAGAUCAACCGUCUGAUAUGUGGAAAAUCGGGUGACGGUUUGCAGAAGAAGGUCAUGAAAGCAACACAAACAUUGGAGGAUGCAGUGGCUCUAAAUGGGUCAUCACAAAAGAACUUAUCUCAAUUCAUUAGUAAUGUGAAGGAAAAAAUUCAGACACGAAUGUGACUUCCAUAUUGCCAUCAUGUGGUUCUUCUUCAUCAUCUCAUUGACUGGCUGCCAUAAGACGCUUCAUUAGCGAUGUAAAGGCCGAAAUACAAGAAUGUAACACAUCUAGAAUUUAUAUGUGCGCUUUUUCCUUUGGUUCCGCAACUCUAUUAUGCACGUUUGUUGCACAACUCCAUUAUUUGGGAAUGUUAAUUAAGCAACCUCUCAAUUAACAUAAACUCAAAUUUUCACAAGUUUUUCGAAUA
This is a messenger RNA of Malus domestica (apple), 1954 nucleotides long. Its product is annotated as UDP-glycosyltransferase 86A1-like. NCBI's taxonomy places the organism in Eukaryota, Viridiplantae, Streptophyta, Magnoliopsida, Rosales, Rosaceae. Gene Ontology annotation, molecular function: UDP-glycosyltransferase activity. The record is from RefSeq and is a predicted model, not a curated record.